AUGAAUAAUCAAAACAUUUUUGAAAAUCUGGAUGACUCAUAUACUGAAUUAAUCAAAAACAGUUCGGAUGAAGAAUUUACUGAAAAAAAUAACACUGAUUUAAAUCAAGAUCCAUCUGCUGAGUAUAUAGAUAUUCCAACAGUGGUUGGUUAUAACUACCCAGUGGAAACCAUACAAGAGUUAAAUGAUUUAUUAAGUCAAUGGGGAUUAAAUUGUUUAUACGAAACAUGCUUAACUGAACUAGUGGACAUAGUUACUUUGUCAAAGAUAAAUUUAUCUGAAAUUUCUACGUUGACCAAAAAAUUUCCUAUGGGCAUUCAGAUAAAUUUUAGGCACAAUGUUGAAAUUUGGCAAAAAAGUUAUGCGCAACUAAAUGAAACAAAUAAGAACAUAAGGUCUCCCAUUCUUCCAUCUCCUUCAUGUUCGCCUGCGUUGGAAAUUUCAUCAUCGGUCAAUAACCAAAAUAUAGUCCAACCUCAAAGCAUACCUUCAAAAAUUGUAAAUUUUGAACUAUGUAACAUAUUGAACUCUACUCAAGGUGCUUUGAUAGUUGCUUAUUACAAAAGUCACAAUUGUUUGAAUGAUCAUAUAAGAACUUUAUUAGUUGAAAUAAUAAUCCAAGAAUUAAUAACAAAAAAAAUAUUAAUGUCCGUCGCAUUGGCAGAAAAUAUUGCAAACCAAAUUCAACAACUUUUUGCAUCUGAAUUGAAGGAAAAUUAUUUCAUAAAAGAUCAUUCAAGACAGCCAAGAGGAAAGUUAUACUGUAAAUAUUACAAUACUAUGAGAACACUAAAAACAAGCGGGUUAAUCUUAAAACAUUCAGAAAAAAAUGAAUUAAUUAAUAAAACUAAAAAUAGUAGUUUUAGUAGAUGGACUACUAAUAACUAUGAACCUGAAGGAGAUAUACAGUUAAUCUUAAACCAAAUUAAGCAUGAUAACUGUAGUCUUCCAGAACUUGAGCGGCAUUGGAGUUCAACUGUAAAUCACAGGUUAAAUGACAUUCAAAAGGCCACAACAACUCAGGAAAUAAUAAGAGAAUGGAAGAGCUAUAAAAUACCAAUGGGCUAUAAAUUAAUUGAUAUUGAUUUUAAUGUUCUUCACCCAACUUCUUUCAAUGUACUAGGCAAUUAUGAAGUAAAAUUAUUAAAAAUAUUUAAUGUUUUAACAACAAAAAUUAAAGAUAUGAACUCCCGUAAACUAUUAGAGAGUCUUAUUGAGAUGGAAAACCCAUGUGAAAAUGCUAAACAAGCGGUUACAUUUUAUUUACUCCAUUCGUUAUUUGUGCCAACUUCCAAAAAAGUAACUAUGGAUGAUAAAGGAAAGAAAAAUAUUGUCAAAUUUUCUAUUAAAGAUUCACAAAAUACUUUUUUGGUAUUUUGUAAUACUGUAACCCUGGCUGAAGAAUUCAUAGCAAACCGAUAUAGUCUGAAAUUGCCAAUUCAGCCCUUUAUUUUGGUUGUUGGUACUCCACUUCAACCGAAAGAGAUUAUUGUAUAUUUUGAUACAAUUAAAUAUAAAGUUUUCACUAUACUACGGGCAAUAGAUGUGUGCUUUAAGAUUAUACAUUUAUUUAAUUUAGAGUACCCAAUUGAAUCAUGUGCUGUAUGGCAAUUUAUACAAAAAUAUUUGUAUAAUAUUAAAACUAAAUUUGAUAAAUCACACCCCAAUUUAAAUCAAUUAAUUUUUGAUUUAGAAAAUAAUACACAUGCAGAAUAG
Molecule: messenger RNA, 1716 nt
Organism: Macrosiphum euphorbiae (potato aphid)
Lineage: Eukaryota; Metazoa; Arthropoda; Insecta; Hemiptera; Aphididae
Source: the annotation of a GenBank genome assembly